GCACUAUUUUUUACUAAUACAGGUUUCCAAGUUCUGCCAUGAGUCAUGGAACUGGAAUGUUGACCUCAAGGCAUCACCGGGGAAACAGCAAUGCUGGUUCUAAGCAUCUUUCAGAGUUGAACAACAGUUGAAUCGCCUAAGCAAAAAGCUGCUGAGCACCUACUGUUGAGCGAAGAGAGUUAUACCAUCUUAAGUCUCAGGUCUUACAGAUAAUACGUCAAAUAAAGAUGUCAACAGAGAACACAACUGAGCCAAUUAAACACCUUGACAAGAGUCAGAGCCAGCCUUUCCUCCCUACGAUUCCUCAUGUUUCUGGAAGCAGAGUGCAUUCUCUUGAAGACCGGCUGUCUAACCAGGAGAGAACCACAGCUGUCCUCCUGGAUCAGGCCUUUCGGAUAAAAGAUGGCCUCGUUUCUUACCUUCACGGAAAUAAAGGCGUUCAGCAAGGGGAGACAGCAGCACGCCAGCUCCUGGAGAACCACAUACAGACGAUCACAAGCAUAGUUAGAAAGCUGAGCCACGACAUAGAGGUUCUGGAGAGGCAAAUAAAAUCAAGAGAUGAUGCAACAUCAGGAACUAACUUUGCUAUGCAGAGUCUAGACCAUAAACACUUGCAGGGAGUUGGAGAUCUACGUGGAAGAGUGGCUAGAUGUGAUGCCAGCAUUGCAAAACUCUCUGGAGAUAUAAAUAUCAUCAGGCAUGAGAUCUCAAAACAAGAGAAAGAAAUUCAUGCAAUCAAGUCUACUGUAGAAAAUUAUGCUAAUAAUUUGGAGCUGAAGGUAAUGCAGCUUUUAGGCAAGAUAGACACUUCAAACUCAGAGCAAAACUCAAAUUUGAAGGCAGUACAAGGAAAUCAACAUCAUGAAUUGCAGCUCCUGGAUCUCAAGAUAAAUGGUGUUUUAAAUGACUUUAAGGAUCAAAUCCAACACCAGCGGCAGUGGAUAGAAAAUGAGUUGAGGAGAUCUGAGCAAGAGCAGGCCUGCCUUAUAAAUCAGUGUAUUUAUUCAGUGAAAGAAAGACUGGACACAGUGGAAAAGAAAAUGGAUGAUGGCUAUUAUUUCCUUUGCAAAAGAAUAGAAAGCACUGAUAAAACAGAGCAAUUUAACGCAGAGCUGGACCAAGUGAAAAAUGACCAAAAUAAGCUCAAUGCAAGGAUUGCUAGGUUUGAAAAACUGAUGUGGCAUGAGCUGGAGGAAAUCCAAAGUGAAUACAGAUCAGGAUUUCAGUCAAUCCGUGACUCGCUCAAUGCACUUAAACAAAUACAGACAACAAAGCUUAAACUCGAAGAAGAAAAGUUCAAACAAGACAUGAAAAAGAUACGGCGGAAGAUAACUGAAAUUCAAGAAGACUGAUCCCACUUCUUAAAACAUUUGCAUUUAGUCCAUCUUGGGAAAGUGUGUAAGAGAUUGCAAAAAAUAAGCUCAAGAAUUCUACUAUAUCAAGCUUGUUUUCUUAUGUCUCCCUAGGAGAUUAGUAUUGUAUGUUAAUGUUGCAAUGUCUAUAAUGGAUUUAAGUCAAAUCAAUCUGAAUCAUAUUCCUACAUUAGAAUUUAUUUUAUGGAAAAAAAUAAAAUGUAAGGGCUGUCAGUAA
Molecule: messenger RNA, 1590 nt
Organism: Lacerta agilis (Sand lizard)
Lineage: Eukaryota; Metazoa; Chordata; Lepidosauria; Squamata; Lacertidae
Gene: FAM81B
Product: family with sequence similarity 81 member B
Exons: 9
Coding region: 228-1352 (374 amino acids)
Source: RefSeq, a predicted model, not a curated record